Molecule: messenger RNA, 189 nt
Organism: Clonostachys byssicola
Lineage: Eukaryota; Fungi; Ascomycota; Sordariomycetes; Hypocreales; Bionectriaceae
Source: the annotation of a GenBank genome assembly
AUGAAGUUCGCCACUCUACCCGUCAUCACCCUUGCUCUGGCCCUUGGGGCUUCCGCCCAGACUGCGGAUCAAAUCUCGUGCUGCAAGAACUACGCCGCUAAGGGCUACACUCUGGAGCUGCGCUCCGUAUAUCUAAAUGAUGGACGCUACAUCUUCUUCGAUACACUUUACCUUGGUGGCAAGCUAUAA